Alternaria burnsii is the source of this 528-nucleotide messenger RNA. RefSeq lists its product as uncharacterized. Bases 1 to 528 code for a protein of 175 amino acids. The record is from RefSeq and is a predicted model, not a curated record. The transcript is spliced from 2 exons. NCBI's taxonomy places the organism in Eukaryota, Fungi, Ascomycota, Dothideomycetes, Pleosporales, Pleosporaceae.
AUGUCACCAACAUUCUCCUACACGUACACACCCACAGAAUAUUACCCCAAAUCCUAUCAACCAGCCCUCCAUUGCCGCCCAUCCAUCCCCUCAGACUACCUCCCGGACGAUGAAUAUCGCUACCUAGUAAAACUGCAAGACCGCUCACGUUUAGAAUACCAUUUCGCUCAACCCUCAUUACCCUCUUCUUCAUACAAGACUUUCCGGAAAACAGCAUAUCAAGAACAACCUAACUUGAGUCGCGAAUGGCGUACAAAGGUUUCCGAGACGGCAAAUGCUACUCGUGCGGCAUUAGGACCAAUUUUCGAUUUCACGGAGGGGGGAUACGAGCGUAUGCAAACAGCAAAUAAUAAUCGAUAUACUGAUGGUAGGUAUCGUGAUGAGAGUGAGUAUGAAGAUUACGUUCCUUCUCGCCGUGUCCAUGAGCUCAGCCAGAAAUACUGGGAUAACGACGAAGAGUACAUGAAUGAGCAGUAUCGCAAGACUAGUUGUAGUCUGCAUUCAGAAAGCGGUAUGAUAGGGGAAUAG